This is a messenger RNA of Auanema sp. JU1783, 1434 nucleotides long. Lineage: Eukaryota; Metazoa; Nematoda; Chromadorea; Rhabditida; Rhabditidae. The record is from the annotation of a GenBank genome assembly.
AUGGGUGAAUCGCCUGUCAGACGAAGAGGGGGGACGGAAAAAAUUGAAUCGGAAAGCCCGACUCAUGAUUUACCUAAACCGAAAUUCUCGAGAAAAACUUCUCGAUCUCACAAAGAUCUCGAACGUGUUCAUUUCCAAAUGGUCAAUGAGCGUGUUGUAGAAGAUAUUACGUUAGAUGUGCUGUAUAAACCUCACACCCUUACAAUAUUGGGACUUCUAUGCGCUUUCCUAGUCUAUAAAGCUUUCACCGGACAUACCAAAAGUACUCCCGAAAAUGUUUAUGAUGGGGCGAUGGGUACACUCACUCUUUUCUUAGUUGUUAGUGCGCUAGCGUUUCCAAACGGCCCUUUUAUCAGACCUCAUCCAUUACUGUGGCGAAUAAUAUUUGGGUUGUCUGUUGUGUACAUGAUGAUCUUACAAUUCACACUCUUUCAAACUUAUGAUGAUAUUAAAAAAGUCCUAUCCUGGCUUGAUCCCGAAGGAUUGAGUCAAUUGCACUUGGAGGAGAAGCAAUAUGCCAUAAACUGUUCUGAUAUGACAGCUGAAAGAAUCUGGAGUCAUAUGGAUAUUUUCGCUGUUGGACAUUUCUUAGGGUGGGCUAUGAAAGCAUUGCUAAUACGUCACGGAGUCAUUUGCUGGUACAUCAGCAUUGCAUGGGAAAUGACUGAGGUUGUUUUCACUCAUUUACUCCCCAAUUUCGCUGAGUGUUGGUGGGAUGCCAUCGUGCUUGAUAUUCUUCUGUGCAACGGACUAGGCAUUUGGUUCGGCCUACAGCUUUGUAAGUUUUUGGAGAUGAGACAAUUCCAUUGGGAAAGUAUAAAAAAUAUUAAAACAAAUAGAGGGCGUUUCAAACGUGCUGUCUUACAAUUCACACCAGAGAGUUGGACUAGAGUAGAUUGGUUUAACACUCAUGCACUGAAAAGAACGAUUGCGGUCUACCUAUUCGUUCUUAUUUGGCUCCUCACAGAAUUGAAUACUUUCUUCAUGAAACAUGUGUUCUCAGUUGAUACAAAACACCCUGUUGUAUUUUGGAGAAUAAUUCUCAUAGCUCUCAUAUCAGCCCCUUCCAUUCGACAAUAUUAUUUAUAUGCCACUGAUCCCCUUGUUAAACGAUUGGGAAUGCAAUGUUGGGUUUACUUGGCUGUGUGUGCGUUAGAAGCUACAAUAUGUGUUAAAUUCGGUCGUCAUAUGUUCCCGAACAUAUCACUUUGGCCGUUUGUCAUUUGGAUUCUCAUUUUGAUAUUGGGUACCUUCGUGUCGAUAUGGAUUUCAGUGUGGUGGGCGCAAGCCUCGAAGAACACAAAAGUUGUCAACAUUGAUGGCGAGAAAAAAUGCUUUUACCUUGAUUCCUCAUACGAAAAUUUGGGAGCCAUUCAUGAUGAUGUUCGGAGAAGACGUCGUUCUCUUGGGUUCUCCGAGUCGGACUACAAUUAG